Messenger RNA from Harpegnathos saltator (Jerdon's jumping ant), 966 nucleotides. It is a transcript of the gene Pldn, whose product is annotated as biogenesis of lysosomal organelles complex 1 subunit pallidin. The transcript is spliced from 5 exons. NCBI's taxonomy places the organism in Eukaryota, Metazoa, Arthropoda, Insecta, Hymenoptera, Formicidae. The record is from RefSeq and is a predicted model, not a curated record. The coding region runs from base 288 to 752 and encodes 154 amino acids. Gene Ontology annotation, cellular component: transport vesicle; BLOC-1 complex. Gene Ontology annotation, biological process: intracellular transport.
AGAAAGCCGGUAGCACCUGCAGGAGAAAAGUGAUAUAACACGACCGUCUGAAAACAGAUGCGACCCGCACCGUAGUCGCACCGAGACCCUAUAUUUACUGUCCUCUAUCGGUGCAUUUACAAAACAUAUCAAAUUAUAGAGCUUCUACCGCAUUUUCAAUUACGCUAAAUAUUGCACGAUUGUUUUUUUUUUAAUUCUUCCGUGCACUUUUUUUUACAUGCUAAUGUGCAUAAUUAAAUCACGCGUAUAAACGUGAAUAAGAUAAAGAAAGAGAAACGACGACAAAGAUGAUGACAGAUAUGAGUGAAACUGAGACUGCUGAAGUUUACUUAGGAACUGAGCAGGAGGAAUGCAAGGAUGUGAUAGAUUUCACAGAGGCUAUAGAAAAAUUGGCAGAGGGUCUCUUGAACAUUUAUCAGCCUCCACUGGAACAAGUUAAGAAAGAACUCUUGGAACUAACGAGCAAACAAGAAACUGUACUUGCUCAGAUGCAAUCUGAGAACAAAAAGAUAAAUGAAACAUUUGAAGAUGUAGAUCUAAAUGAUAUGUUUGCUACGAUUAAAGUGUAUCAAGGGAAAUUAGCAUCAAUAAGAAAAGAGAUGAUCAGUAUUCAUGAAAGAACUUCCAAGUUAAAGAAACGUGCGUUACGUUUGCAACAAAUAAAGCAAAAGGAAGCAUUAAACAAAGAGCAACAACGCGAACAAGAAUUACGCAGAGAGCAAGAAUUAAUUGCCAGGCCUGUGACCAAUUAACAGCAUAUAAAUUUUAAAAAUAUAAACCAAUAACUAAAUAGGUAAUAAUAUAAGUAGAAGUAAUUUAUAUGAGAGAAAAGUAUAUAGACACAUAUACGUAUGUAUAAAAGAUGAGAUUGCUAUGAGAGAAUUUAUAUAUAUCCAUUGCUUACAAUAAAAAGUGUGGAACAUAUCAAAAAUGUUAUUCUAUAUAUAAAAAAAGGUUAUUGAAUAU